Erinaceus europaeus (western European hedgehog) is the source of this 2242-nucleotide messenger RNA. RefSeq names its product phosphoserine aminotransferase 1 (gene PSAT1). Gene Ontology annotation, biological process: L-serine biosynthetic process. The record is from RefSeq and is a predicted model, not a curated record. Gene Ontology annotation, molecular function: pyridoxal phosphate binding; O-phospho-L-serine:2-oxoglutarate transaminase activity. Bases 125 to 1237 code for a protein of 370 amino acids. Gene Ontology annotation, cellular component: cytoplasm. The transcript is spliced from 9 exons. NCBI's taxonomy places the organism in Eukaryota, Metazoa, Chordata, Mammalia, Eulipotyphla, Erinaceidae.
CUGCACAGCACGGUCCAAUGGGGGAAGAGCCUGUUUAGCGCUAGAAGGCAGAAGAUCCGCGUUCCGGGCAGACUAGGCUGCGAUUGAUCCUCUCCAGCUCUCUCAGCUCCCGCGCGGUAGCAUCAUGGACGCUCCCAGACUGGUGGUCAACUUCGGUGCCGGGCCCGCCAAACUGCCGCGCUCGGUACUACAAGAGAUACAAAAAGAAUUGUUAGAUCACAAAGGAAUUGGAAUUAGUGUUCUUGAAAUGAGCCACAGGUCAUCAGAUUUCGCCAAGAUUAUUAACAACACAGAGAAUCUCGUGCGGGAAUUACUAGACGUUCCAGAUAACUACAAGGUGAUUUUUGUACAAGGAGGUGGGUCUGGCCAAUUCAGUGCUGUCCCCUUAAACCUUAUUGGCCUGAAAUCUGGACGGUGUGCCGACUAUGUGGUGACAGGAGCUUGGUCAGCGAAGGCUGCGGAAGAAGCUAAGAAGUUUGGGACUGUGAAUAUCGUCCAUCCUAAACUUGGAAGUUACACAAAAAUCCCGGACCCCAGCACCUGGAACCUCAGCCCUGACGCCUCCUAUGUGUAUUACUGCGCCAACGAGACAGUGCACGGAGUGGAGUUUGACUUUAUCCCGGAUGUCAAGGGAGCAGUGCUUGUGUGUGAUAUGUCCUCCAAUUUCCUGUCCAAGCCUGUGGAUGUUUCCAAGUUCGGGGUGAUUUUUGCUGGGGCACAGAAAAAUGUCGGCUCUGCGGGGGUCACAGUGGUAAUUGUCCGUGAGGACCUGCUGGGCUUUGCCCUCAAAGAGUGCCCCUCCAUCCUGGAGUACAAAGUGCAGGCUGCAAACAACUCCUUGUACAAUACACCCCCAUGCUUCAGUGUCUAUGUGAUGGGUUUAGUCCUGGAGUGGAUUAAGAACAAUGGUGGAGCAGCAGCCAUGGAGAAGCUUAGCUCCAUCAAAUCACAGAUGAUUUACGACAUUAUUGAUAACUCUCAAGGAUUCUAUGUAUGUCCAGUGGAGCCCCAGAAUAGAAGCAAGAUGAAUAUUCCAUUUCGAAUUGGCAACAUCAAAGGAGAUGAUGCGUUAGAAAAAAGGUUUCUUGACAAAGCUCUUGAACUCAAUAUGAUCUCUUUGAAAGGGCACAGGUCUGUGGGAGGCAUCCGGGCCUCUCUGUAUAAUGCUGUGACAAUUGAGGAUGUUCAGAAGCUAGCAGCCUACAUGAAGAACUUUUUGGAGAUGCAUCAGCUGUGAAUACAUCCUCACCAAUGUAUACUUUGCUCUUGAACCUAGUACAAAAUUUAAAGUAACUUGGGAAUGAUUUUGAACACUUAACAAAUAGCAGUUCUCUCAAACAUGCUUGUUACAUAGAUUCUUUUUUUUUUAAAGAGCAAAAUAUCCACAUCCCUGCAAAACUGGUGGGAUUUAGUGGCACCUGUAAUGCUGUCUGGAACUGGAAGCAUUACAAAACUUGUCCAUUAACUUUUCAGACUCAUUGCAGCUUAUUUUGUCUUCACAGCUAUUUUUCUCUAUGCAGAUCUCAUGAUUUAAACUUGCCUGUGGAUUUAAUUAUGCAAAUUUCAGUUAACUGUUUCUAGAGCCAGGACACCAGCUUGGAGGGUGGAUGGAGGAAGGUCCUCUAGGUACUGAGUGUUGAUCCUUUCCAGAUGAUAGCAGUGGGGUCUCUUGAGCCCCACAGCUGUUAAUUCAGGUCAGCACUGGCCAUGUAUGUUAAGAAAUUCCAAGCUAAAGGCAAACUACAUCUUUUUUUUAUAUAGUUUUUCUCAUAAAGAGAUGAAAGUGACAUAUUUUUAAUACUGUAUAGUUUAUACCUCUAUACAUUUAUAUUUCUAAUGAUAAGGCUUUCUGUGGUUUAUGUAGAGGGUCUUAGAAUUUGUUAAGAGCCCUUGACCUUGUGCAUUACACAUUCAACUCACAGUUGCUUCUCCCUGGUCCUUUUCUUUUUUUAAUCUGCUUUACAAGAUUUAGAAGUCCCCUAAUUCAUUUGUACGUUGGUUUUAGUGGGUAGAAGCAAAGACUGGUUGGUUGCUUGUUUGGUUUUAGAUUUCCAGCUAUGCUACUAAAUUAAAAGAAAUCUUGGUUAAACCCCCUUAUUCUUUGUUCAUUUAACUGUUCUCUUCAUGUAUUUUUUUGACCAGUGAUGCUGUGAGCUCUUGAAGAGUCUUUUCCCCAAUUGCUUAUCCAUUGUCAGUAUUUUAUUUUGAGUAAGUAGAAAACAUUAAAGUCCUGAAACAUCCA